GACAUCGGUGGGCUCAGCCUCCGGGUCGCUCUCCGAGAGGCACUCCCGCCGAGGCAGCCUCUUGGAGGACUUCCGGCAGAUGACCGACGCGGCCAACUCGAGGGCUGCGGCGCUGCCCGGGUCGCAAGGCUGGCGGCGCAGCGUGAGGUUCCUGGUGAAGCUUCUGGUGGGAGGCACCAACAUGGCGCUGAAGAUCAGCGCAUUGGCCAUCUACUGGGACGCCCAGGAGUUCAAGAUCUUUGGCGUGCAGCUGGCUACCCAGCUGACGGAGAUCAUCCUUUCAGUGGUCAUCACGUUCAAGGACGUCGACGUCCGCAGGCUGCUGGUCGGCACCCCCGCGCUCCUGCGGCCGCUCGUCUUCCUGGCGUGCCUCGUCGGGCUGGGCCUCCUGCAGUUCAUCCACGUGAAGCGCGCUUGGGCGCGGCAGCUCCACGUGGCCCAGCUGAUCGCCAGCCUGAAGGACCAGGACUUUCUGUGGACGGGGCCCGCGCUGGGCGCGGAGCCCGCGGUGCCCAUAGAGCAGCAGCAGCAGCAGCAGCAGCAGCAGCAGCAGCGGCCGGCGACGGAGAAGGAGACGGAGAAGGUCUGA
This is a messenger RNA of Prorocentrum cordatum, 589 nucleotides long. The record is from the annotation of a GenBank genome assembly. NCBI's taxonomy places the organism in Eukaryota, Dinophyceae, Prorocentrales, Prorocentraceae.